Penicillium vulpinum is the source of this 622-nucleotide messenger RNA. Its product is annotated as peptide alpha-N-acetyltransferase MAK3. The transcript has 2 exons. Gene Ontology annotation, cellular component: NatC complex. Gene Ontology annotation, biological process: N-terminal peptidyl-methionine acetylation. The coding region runs from base 23 to 622 and encodes 199 amino acids. Gene Ontology annotation, molecular function: protein-N-terminal amino-acid acetyltransferase activity. The record is from RefSeq and is a predicted model, not a curated record. NCBI's taxonomy places the organism in Eukaryota, Fungi, Ascomycota, Eurotiomycetes, Eurotiales, Aspergillaceae.
CUAGUCCGAUGACCUCGCUGUGAUGAGCAAUGCUUCCGAUCUUCGCUACGUGCGAUACGAAAAGUCGCGCGAAAAUGAAUAUGUCGCCGCAAUGCGCCAGCUGAUCUCCAAAGAUCUGUCCGAACCUUACAGCAUCUACGUCUACCGCUACUUCCUAUACCAAUGGGGCGACCUGUGUUUCCUCGCGAUGGAUGAUAAGGACGAGAUGGUCGGGGUGGUGGUAUCGAAGCUUGAGCCACACCGCGACGGCCCGCUGAGAGGAUAUAUCGCCAUGCUGGCCGUGCGCGAAGAGUAUCGAGGCCGGGGAAUUGCAACCAAGCUAGUGCGCAUGGCUAUCGAUGCUAUGAUCGAGCGGGAUGCAGAUGAGAUUGUGCUCGAAACCGAAAUCACCAACACCGGCGCGAUGAAACUGUACGAGCGGCUGGGUUUCCUUCGUAGCAAACAGCUCCACCGAUAUUACUUGAACGGCAACUCAGCCUACCGGCUUGUGCUCUAUCUCAAAGAAGGCGUGGGCGCGAUUCGGACGGGACUUGUUGAUCCAUACAGUCUUCCACCGUCAGUACCUGGUUUACCUGACGCGCGUGGAGAGCACUCGCAUGCGAAUAUGGGGUCAUUGGUUUGA